ACGGGAUGGAGCGAGGGGAGGGGAGGGGGAGGGGGGGCACACUCAAACUGCCCUCACACCGUGUCAAGACUUUCUUAAAGCGCUGGGAUCCGAUCAAGUGAUGAGCCGUCAGUCAGCGCACUCCAACGGCAUGCAGAGCCUCCGGAAGGAGUACCUGUACAAGGUGCUGGUGAUCGGGGACCUGGGGGUGGGGAAGACCUCCAUCAUCAGGCGCUACGUCCACCAGACCUACUCCACCAACUACCGGGCCACCAUCGGCGUGGACUUCGCCCUGAAGGUGUUGAACUGGGACUCGGAGACGGUCCGGCUGCAGCUGUGGGACAUUGCAGGUCAGGAGCGUUUUGGAAACAUGACCCGAGUGUACUACCGUGAAGCCAUGGGAGCCUUUAUAGUGUUCGACGUGACGAGGUCCACGACCUUCGAAGCCGUCAUCAAGUGGAAAGAGGACCUGGACUCCAAGCUAAUGCUGACUAAUGGACAGAGGAUUGCCACUGUGCUGCUGGCUAACAAGUGCGACCAGGGCAGGGAGGUGACCAACAACGGCAUCAAAAUGGACCAAUUCUGCAAGGACCACGGCUUUGUCGGGUGGUUUGAAACUUCGGCUAAGGACAAUCUUAAUAUCGGUGAAGCUGCAAACCUCCUGGUGAAGCACAUCAUGGCGACGGAGAACGACAUCCUGAAAAGCGUUCUACCAGACACCAUCUCACCUCAGCUUGACUCCAACAGGCAGAUGAGCUGCUCCGGCUGCUUUAAAUAAGCAAAGCAGACAGAACACCACGAAAAGACAUUAGUACAAAGAGGGACAUGGACACCAGUCACCCUUCUAAGGAUAUGCAGUACAGAUGUGCCUCUUUGGUCCAAACCCGGGUCAAAGAUUUUAUUUCGGUAAAUGUUUCGGAGUUUUGUUUGUGUUCUCAGUGGCCAAUAACAAGAGAAACGUGGACUGAGAAGUAAGAAGCACAACUAUUUGUGACUUAUCGUGCUUUGACUUAAAAGUUAUUUCGGCUUCGGCCCUUUUCCGAGUUAUUUGGCAUGGGUUUUCAAUUUAUAAAACAAGGGCUGUCUUUUUCAGCUAUUGAAUGCCCUCCUAAUUAUAUGUGGGAGAGGUCAGGCACUCAGCGUGCUGGCAAAACGCAACAGACGGUGAGAAUGCUCCCAAUGCGUUUGAUGCUGCGGGCCCAAUCGUGUGCAGGAAUUACAGAACGCAAACAGGAGUUGUGCUGUUGGUUCGGCACCAUUUCAACUAUGAUUGUGAUGCUGACCACAUACUGGCUUCCUUUACUGUUUAUGCUCCAAUAGCCAGAGAAAGCAAUGUUGACUGUGUAAUGAUGUGAAUUUUGCACAUAAAUGUUUUUUUUUAAUGAUUUUCUAGGUUAUUUACAUGCUUCUAUAAUAGUAAUGCCGGCGUAACGUUUUUUCUACGCCACACAAAGUCCCAACACAUUCUUUUUAUUUUUUCGGGGCAAAAACUUAAAGGCAAAGAAAUCUAGUUUCACUAAACUAGUUCAGUUUGAGGUACUCAAAAGGUUUAUUUGUAAACGGAAGGGAGUGGUUGUCCUUGUGCUCAACAUUUGCUGCCAUAACCACCAUACAUGUCAGCAACAUUUAAAGUGAUUCAUUUCAAUAAUUAUUCAUGAGAGGAAAAAAUUGUGUCGAUUGUCUGCAUGUAAACUGGACUGGACACGAGUUGCCAAAGCCUAACCCUCUGUAUCCAUGGUAACUAGAUCAUUUUUCAUGGUUGUCCUCAACAUCUGUGAGAAGCUAUUCCCAUACAGGCAAAAAAUACACGCGUCUACACACUGCGCAUAGAUUUUCUUCUCCCUGCCUCUUUUUAUAUCAGUUUUUCUAGUCUCCCACUACACUCCUCUUGAAAUAUGGCUGCUUCCAGUACCUUUCUUUAGCCGUGUACGUCACCAACCCCUCUCCUCCCUAUUUGUCUCGUUCUCUGAUUUGCAGUAUGUGCGGCACAUCCCAUAAACGUGCACAGGUUCCACUACACACCCAGAGAUCGAGUACUUUUAUUGAUCUUCCAACAAAGAAUCUUUGAAGUUGUUGUCUUUUUGGCGACGUUGCGCCUCCGCAUUACUUGGCACUAUGUCCGUAAAAAAGGCAAGGUGUACUGCGCUCAAUGUCCCUUGGAGUCCAGUGUGCCAGCCCUCUAGGAAGUAAGUAGCAUUAUGUGGAUUGUUGCCGUUGAGACAAGUGUCUCAGGAAAUGUUAAAUGAUGUUACCCUUCCCAUUGUUCAACUGGUGUUUGGCAGCAGUGCUUCGUGCACAGUGUUUAUAUAUCUGAUCACAGCCGUGUCAUGUGUUCUUGUGUGAGGGCCUUGUUGGUCAUUUACAGCAUGCGCAUUGGGCCAGACGGGCCAAAAACAACUCGGCCUCGGCACACGAUUACAGUUGUGCUCCUCAUGUGGGUGGGUGGAAUAAUCGGAUGUCAGCAUGGCGUCACACUAUCCUAGAAAGAACCGCUGGUUACCUAUUGUGCAUUGUUCCGUUCCAUAUUUAUUGCAAAGUGGUAAAAAAAUAAAUGAAGUUAUAUCACAGGGUUUUGUAACACAAAGUGACCUCAAUGUGUACUCUUGCCAUUUAACUUUAACCUGUAACAACCUUUUUUACAGCCUCAUGAUCACUAAAUUUAA
Molecule: messenger RNA, 2642 nt
Organism: Pungitius pungitius (ninespine stickleback)
Lineage: Eukaryota; Metazoa; Chordata; Actinopteri; Perciformes; Gasterosteidae
Gene: rab38b
Product: RAB38b, member of RAS oncogene family
Exons: 3
Coding region: 101-757 (218 amino acids)
Biological process (GO): endosome to lysosome transport; phagosome-lysosome fusion
Cellular component (GO): lysosome; Golgi apparatus; late endosome
Molecular function (GO): GTP binding; GTPase activity
Source: RefSeq, a predicted model, not a curated record